Molecule: messenger RNA, 3231 nt
Organism: Drosophila willistoni
Lineage: Eukaryota; Metazoa; Arthropoda; Insecta; Diptera; Drosophilidae
Gene: wdn
Product: serendipity locus protein H-1
Exons: 3
Coding region: 224-2857 (877 amino acids)
Cellular component (GO): nucleus
Source: RefSeq, a predicted model, not a curated record
GUAAGCGUGACAAAAACAACAAAGCCGAGGCGCAUUUCACAAUAAUUAAAUGUUUUUCAUUCAAUUAAUGGCCGUUUUUCGUCGCGAAAUUAGCGCAAUGAGCCGCUUUACCCAUCAGUGACUGUGCAAAGUGGACCAGUGAUCCGAAAUUAUCGAGAAAGACAAGUGGAAAGCCCAAUCAAAAGCCGACCGCAUAACCUCUGUACGUGGUACGUAGUGGCGAAUGGAGUGUAAAGGCAAAGGCAAGAGAAUGAAAGAAGAGGCGCCAAGCAAAAAAUUGCCGCCUAAAAUGUGUGGUGGCGGUGGCGGUGAUUCUGGAACCCCCACCAAGGCGGCCCACGAUGAGAUUCUCAGUUCCUUGUUGCGUAUAAACAAUUUCGAUUCGAUUUCGAGCAUUAAGGACGAAUCGCUGGACAUUGAUCUGUCCGCGUGUGUAACCAUCAGCUCGGCUAGUCUGAUCAAUGGUAAUAGUUUGUCAUCGACGGAUUUUUGGCGCGUGCUUGAUGAGAGUGCACAGAACAAUACAGAAAUAAAUUUGCCACCGGAUUUAUCAGUAAAUGGACCAGGAACUGUGGGACCGGGUCCAGGUCCGAGCCCCAAUAGCAGCAGCAGUAGUGACAAUCACAACUCCAACUCCGAGUUCAGUGUUACUUUUUUACGACCCGAGCCACCCAAUGCUUUCACCAAUUCCCCAUUCAAAAAGGCCACAUCAAUGGGGGCUACAGCAACAACAACAACAACCAUAAAGCUACCUUCGCCGGAGCAAAUGAUGCAUCGCAGCAAACCUAAGCUGCCUGCGGCUACCUCAGUGCGCCUAAAGGUCUUUAAGGAGGAGCCACCCGAAAUAGUAACCAAAGUGGAAAUAUCUGAUUCAAUAUCGGAUUUUAUGCCACCAGCAUUUACCAUCUUCCAGUCGCAGUCCCAAACGACUAGUAUGCCACCGCCGCCUUCAGUUGGUGCUUCUGGAUUAGAGUCUGUAGACUCUCCCCCUCCGCCACCUGUUUACAAGUGCCUGGACUGCAAUGGUUUGAUCUUAGACAAUGCAGAUGUCGAUGUGGUGAAACAUGAAUCGGCUGGUCAUCGUGUACGCAUUUCGUACAAGUGUAAUGAAUGUCAAAGGGAGUUCGACUUGUUAGCCGGUCUUAAGAAGCAUCUGAAAACACAUCGCAGCGGAGAGGGUCGCAAGGACACCUGGAAAAAGUGUCCAGAUUGCGGAAAAUGUCUUAAAUUGGGCAGUAUGUGGAUGCAUCGUAAGAUUCAUAGCGAUAACAAGAAGUACCAGUGUGACAUUUGCGGACAGAAGUUUGUGCAAAAGAUUAAUUUAACCCAUCAUGCCCGAAUCCAUUCAUCGGAGAAACCUUACGAGUGUCCAGAGUGUCAGAAACGAUUUCAGGAACGUUCCCAUCUGCAGCGCCAUCAGAAAUAUCAUGCCCAGACCCGUUCCUAUCGCUGUGAGAAAUGCGGUAAAAUGUACAAAACGGAACGCUGCCUCAAGGUGCACAAUCUGGUGCAUUUGGAGCAGCGACCCUUCGCCUGCAAUGUAUGCGACAAGAGUUUUAUAAGCAACUCGAAGCUGAAGCAGCACUCCAAUAUUCACACUGGCAUGCGUCCCUUUAAAUGCAAUUAUUGUCCACGUGAUUUUACCAAUUUUCCCAAUUGGCUUAAGCAUACGAGGCGUCGCCACAAAGUAGAUCACAAAACGGGCGAACAUCUCGAGAACAUUCCAUCCUAUUGCUCGAAGAAGUCUACAACAACCAAAGCCCAGAAAGCGGCAGCGGCGGCGGCAGCUGCUGCAGCAUCAGCAGCCGCGACAGCUGCGGCAACAACAACAGCUACCACAUCAGAUACUACAGCCGGUGAGGAGGUAAAACCUCCAAGUGAUCAGCCCCCAGUGAAACAGCCUCGCAAGAAAAAGCAACCGCAACAACAAACAACUCUGGAAGCUUUGGGCAUUACCUUACCAGCGGGCACAGCACUGCAACAGGUGCAUCUACCGCAACAACAAAAGCAGCAACAGGAGUUGACCACUGUUUUAGUGCCGCUGGCUCCACCACCUCCUCCGCCAAAGCAACAGCAACAGGCCAAGGUUAAGCGAGAACGAAAGCAGCUGGCCCCCAAGCAACUGCAACAGAAACCGCCACCCUCUCAAAACCAGUUACCCCACGUAGCAGAAACUCCCCUGACAGUGAUGCCGCAAAUUAAGAAAGAACCAAUGAGCCAGACCCAUGGCCCGUUCCUGGAUCUACAGGGCUUGAGUCUCACCUCGGCCGAGGAUUUAAUAAUGGAACAGGCUCUGGAAAUGGAGGAAUGUGGUCUCUAUGAUUCACCUGGUGUCAGUACAGAUUUGGCCAACUCCGACAAUGCCAUUUCCUCGGAAACAGCAGCUGCCCUGCAUUUUCAGAUAAAAAAUGAAUUGCCAGAUGACGUUUUGCUUCCCGACGAGGAAUUCUUGCCAUGCAAAAAUGGAGAUCGAUUAGCAUGUCCUUCGCUAGAGUCUUCGCCCUUCUCAUCGCCCGCCUCCAUUGAGUUGGCGGCCGUCUCAUCAUCUUCCACCUCAACAAUUGCCUCCGGAUCCACCACUACGCAUCUGCGGUCUGGAAACUAUUAUCUGCCUGCCUUUACGCUAAACGCCCAGGGAAAGUUAAGCAGUUGCACCACGUCAUCCAUGUCGCAAACUGUGACUGCUAACGCCUGCACACCAACCACUGUGUCUGUGGUCAAUGUUCCGCUAAUGGUGCGCUCCAAUCAAAUGCUGCCAUCGGUGGAUACGAUACUAUUUACCACACAGACCGGUGGUAAUCGUUUCUUUUCAGCUAAGUCAGCAGCGACGGCCACCGCCACGCCCCAUUUGACAUGAUGCCCCUCAACAUCAAAGCCUCAACGAUCUCCUGUGUCUUAGUUAAGUUUAGCGACCGACCGCUGGCAAUCAUAAAUAAAAACAUAAAACAAAACAAAUCAUAAAAGAAAACAAAGUAUAGCACUAAAUAGAGUUAAGCAUAACAAAAUGGAUUUGUGUUUAGUAUUUAGAUUUCUAAUAUUUACGACGCUAAAAUUUGUUUUAAUUAUUAGUCCUAAGCUGACUUGUAGUUAGUCAUUAAGCAUGUGUACAUAUAUAUACUAGUAUAUGUAUAUGACUAUAUAUACCUAUAAAAUUAUAAAGUUAUCAUAACGAACGCAUGAUUUGUACGCUUCACAUUAAUAAUAAUAAAUUUCGUACAUAUUUUAGUAAAA